CCCAACUGCCAAAGAUCAUCCUUUUGAAAAACAAGAAGAAUCACCGACGAUAGACACCAUGGCAAUGUAUAUCCGUGUCAAGCGUAAUAGGAUCACCUACUUUAUUCAAUGUGACCCAACCGAGACAAUUCUACAAAUAAAGGAGAAAUUGUAUAACCUCACUGAUCAACCUGUUAAUGAUCAGCAAUUAAUUCUAUUGCCUGCUGGAGACGUGUUGGAAGACUCGAAGUCCCUAGCUGAUCAGAAGCUAAAGAAGAACAAACAUUUCCAAUGGUGUUUUAGGGGCAAUGGUGGGCGUAAAUUCGCCACGUGGUACAAUAGAGAUGGUCCGGGCAAGCCGGAAUUUGCUUGUGAUAUAGCAGCUGCCACUCCACCUUUAUGAAUAAGUGCUGUAGCAACUUCAACGCGAGUUGGAUUUUGCAAUUCUGAACUCAUUGCAACAAUACUUUGAGUCUUCCCAAACUAGAGGAUGAGAAAUCAGGUGCAGGUGCAGCAGCUAGAGGAGGAUCAUCCAUUAUUGGGAAGAAACAAUCUGCAUCAAACUGAGGAGAUGGAAAUCCAACUGUGGCGCUGUAGCACCCAUUUCAUGAAGAGAACUUACAUGUAGAUAUCCAUCAGUAAUCUGGUACGAUAUACAUAUACUAACUGCUAGUCCAUCACAAUCGAAACGGGUUAAUUGGACCACUAAUAGACUUCUUAUCAAGGAACUACUCCAAGGCAAAUCUUGUGGGAAAACUAUAUGUGUGGCAUCACAAUAAGCGUGGUUGAGAAUUUCAGACAUGGGACAACUAACCCGGACAUCUAAAUACUCAGCACCUGUGUCAUUACAAUCAACAUAUUUGUUAUUCAUGAUUCAUCCCGCGAAAGAGUAAUAAGAAGCUGAUACUUUUGAAAGGGAGUUUUCAAGAAUGUGGUUUAUGUUGGUAUUUGUAGGUGAUUUGGAGUAGAAGGCAGCAAAAGAAGAAUAUGCAGGACUAGAUAUUUGAUCAGUGGUAGAAAGAUUGUGAUGUCUAAGUUAUGGAGGGUGGGAGAGGAGGGCUUGAUCAUCUUUUGCCAAAGAAUUCUUGAUUGCACCAUUUUUAGCUCUCUGUUUUGUGAGCAAUGUGGAGGAAAUGAAGAUAGUUAUAGAUACAUUUGAAGCUCAACAAACUAAUACUAUAUUACCUAUACAUUAUGACCUCAUAAAUCUCUAUGCAUUAUUACUUUGACUUUGAAGCUUUUGCGUUAAUCACAACAGAGAAAUGAAGAACCUAUGCAAUUCCCAACUUUGAUAAAUGUUUUCUCGUGUGA
Molecule: messenger RNA, 1290 nt
Organism: Nicotiana attenuata
Lineage: Eukaryota; Viridiplantae; Streptophyta; Magnoliopsida; Solanales; Solanaceae
Exons: 3
Coding region: 59-382 (107 amino acids)
Molecular function (GO): protein binding
Source: RefSeq, a predicted model, not a curated record